Messenger RNA from Aspergillus homomorphus CBS 101889, 180 nucleotides. RefSeq lists its product as uncharacterized. The annotation marks the transcript as partial. The record is from RefSeq and is a predicted model, not a curated record. The transcript has a single exon. Lineage: Eukaryota; Fungi; Ascomycota; Eurotiomycetes; Eurotiales; Aspergillaceae. Gene Ontology annotation, biological process: regulation of mRNA processing; spliceosomal complex assembly.
UUUCCAACCUCAGGCUUCGCAAAACUUAAUCCGUCUACGGCAUACGAAGAAGAGCAGCUCCCAUUCUAUAAAGCGGAAUGCUUCUAUCCCGUCCGCAUCGGCGAGGUUUUCGCGUCCAGAUACCAGGUCGUCGUGAAGCUCGGAUACGGCACCUCAUCGACUGUCUGGCUUUGUCGGGAU